CAAAGCUGAAAAAGCAUUCCACUCGAACAUCAAUGCAUUUGCGCGGUGCGUCCCUCAAUCUGACUUAAUGCUAUGGCUGGAAAUCAUGGGUCUACAGACCAAAUCGUUACCAAGCUUAUUGACAUGGGUUUCGAAAGUUUUCAAGCUAUGGAAGCUGUAGAGGCCGUGGGUCCAACUUUAAAUGAAGCAGUUGAUUACAUACUGAAUCAUUCAUCUAAGAACAAUGGAGGUGUAUCAAUCACUCCCAAUAAUUCCGCCCCAGGAAAUAAGUCAAAAAAUUUGGGUAAAAGAUCAUCUUCCAUGUCAUGCCCAUCUGGUCAGAUGAGACAGUCUAGCAUAAUGGAGCAUCUUCAACCUCUAGGCAAGCCAAAGAAGAGCAGGAGUUCUGUGGUAUCAAAUUCCAAGAAGGAUUUGUUAAAUAAACAUUUUGUAGGACAGGAAGAAGACAAAAAUACUCGUGUAGAUCAAUCUCUUGAUGCAAGCUUUACUCCGGAAUUCUAUCAACCAUGUGGCUCGUACCCACUGCAGAGAGAAGAUCAUGAUAUGAAAAUUGGACCAGAUUGGGACCAGAAAGCUAACAAACUAUUGCAAAAGCAUUUUGGAUAUUCAGGACUAAAGAGUUUUCAAAAGGAAGCGCUGGGUGCUUGGUUAGCCCAUCAGGAUUGUCUAGUUCUGGCAGCAACAGGGUCUGGGAAAUCUACAUGUUUUCAGCUACCUGCACUUUUAACUGGGAAGGUUGUGGUUGUGAUUUCUCCAUUAAUAAGCUUGAUGCAUGAUCAAUGCUUAAAGCUAGCAAAACAUGGAGUGUCUGCAUGCUUUCUUGGAUCUGGACAGCCAGACAACAGUGUUGAAAAGAAAGCAAUGAACGGCAUUUACUCCAUCAUUUAUGUUUGCCCAGAGACAGUUUUAAGAUUAAUAAAAUCUCUUCAGAGGCUCUGUGAGAUCCGUGGAAUUGCUUUGUUUGCCAUCGAUGAGGUGCAUUGUGUUUCUAAGUGGGGCCAUGACUUCAGACCAGAUUACAGGCGAUUGUCUGUGCUGCGAGAGGCAUUCAGCACCAACAGUUUAGAUUUCUUGAAAUUUGAUAUACCAAUUAUGGCACUGACCGCCACUGCUACUAUUUGUGUCCGAGAAGAUAUUCUUAAGGCACUUUGCAUGUCAAGUGAAGCAAAAAUUGUUCUGACAACAUUCUUUCGGCCAAACCUUUGUUUCUCAGUGAAGCAUAGUAGAACAUCUCAAUCUUCCUAUGCGAAGGAUUUCAAAGAACUAGUGCAAGUGUACUCUAGUAAGAGAGCAAUAGGUAAAAUGAAUCACUUUGUUGGGAAAGAAGACUCCAAUAGCAGUUCUGAUAGCAGUGGUAUGAAUAUUACGGAGGAUGAUAGCUUUGACUUAGAGGAUUAUGAGCUAAAUUCACUAAACAGAAUUGCUCCCACCGUGUCAAAAGAGAAACAACUGUCAGUUGAGUAUCUGGAAGAUGAUUUUGAUGACAUUCAGACAGCAGAUGACUUUGACGUUUCAUGCGGCGAGUUUUCUGGGACAUCAAUGGUUGGUAAUCAGAAGCUUAAUGAGAUUGAGAUGCCGAAUGGCCCUUCAAAGCCAGUGGAAGCAGUGCCACUUGUGCAUGGUCCUUUGGCACAAGGUCCAACCAUCAUAUAUGUGCCUACAAGAAAAGAUACGCUUAAUAUAGCUAAGUUUCUUUGUGCAGAGGGUGUGAAGGCUGCAGCUUAUCAUGCAGCGUUGCCAAAAGCACACCUAAGACGAGUUCACGCAGAGUUUCAAGGGAAUGCCUUGGAUGUUGUUGUUGCAACCAUUGCUUUUGGAAUGGGAAUUGACAAACUAAACGUGCGAAGGAUCAUUCAUUAUGGAUGGCCACAGAGUUUGGAAGCAUAUUAUCAAGAAGCAGGCAGGGCUGGGCGAGAUGGGAAAAUGUCAGAUUGCAUUUUAUACGCUAAUCUGUCCAGAAUCCCCACUCUUUUGCCUAACAAGAGAUCCGAAGAGCAAAAGAAACAGGCUUACAAGAUGUUGUCUGAUUGUUUUAGAUACGGCAUGAACACUUCCCUCUGCCGAGCCCUUAUACUGGUAGAAUACUUUGGAGAAGAGUUCACUCAAGGCCGCUGCAGCUCAUGUGAUGUUUGCAAAAAUGGGCCUCCUGAGCUGCAAGAUUUGACAGCAGAAGCAAAUCUUUUCAUGCAAAUUGUUGCCUCUCACCACAAACAGGACAGUUUUGCUGAAAAUUUGUAUGCUGGCGAUUUUGCCCCUACUGAUCUGAUGCAGCAGAGAUUUUCUGAAAGGCCAAAUCUUAGGACGGUAGUCGCGAAGAUUAGGGAACACUCUCAGAAGUUCCUAAACAGUGAGCAACUAUGGUGGCGUGGCCUGGCUCGUAUGUUGGAGAACCAGGGUUAUAUUCAAGAAGGAAGUGAUAACAUUAGUGUACAAAUUAAAUAUCCUCAAGUAACGGAAAAAGGCCUGAAAUUUCUGGAAUCAGAAGCCCAGCAGAAUUUUGUUGCAUACCCAGAAACAGACAUGUUACUGUCCUUAACAAGAGCACAGAAACCCUUUUCGUCUUUCUCGGAGUGGGGGAAAGGGUGGGCAGAUCCUGAGAUUCGCAAGCAGCGCCUUGAGAGGCGCAGAUCCACUAGGAAAUUCCAAAAGCCACGAAAAUCGCGAAAUGGAUCGUCCAGUCGAGGACAGCCAAAUUUGGGAACAGUAAGAGGAAGGUUAGCAGCUAAACUUUCAUUUCCGAAAAGAUGAUCUUCUUCUCAAUAUACCUUUCUUUUGGAUAACUUAAUGUAAUUGUAGUUCUGCCUUCUAGCAUAAUAAGAGGCAAAUUCUUUUUCAGAGAUAUAUUCUUUUGCCCUUCAUCGAUAUGGAGGGUAAAAUUGAAAGACCGUCCAUAAUUUGUAGUUUGGACAAAAGCAAAACAAGAAAAAGAUCUUAGCAGCUUUAGUUUUUG
This is a messenger RNA of Cuscuta campestris, 2950 nucleotides long. Lineage: Eukaryota; Viridiplantae; Streptophyta; Magnoliopsida; Solanales; Convolvulaceae. The record is from the annotation of a GenBank genome assembly.